Messenger RNA from Cimex lectularius (bed bug), 2603 nucleotides. It is a transcript of the gene capt, whose product is annotated as adenylyl cyclase-associated protein 1. The transcript has 10 exons. Gene Ontology annotation, biological process: cell morphogenesis; cytoskeleton organization; regulation of adenylate cyclase activity. NCBI's taxonomy places the organism in Eukaryota, Metazoa, Arthropoda, Insecta, Hemiptera, Cimicidae. Gene Ontology annotation, cellular component: cytoplasm. The coding region runs from base 641 to 1909 and encodes 422 amino acids. Gene Ontology annotation, molecular function: actin binding; adenylate cyclase binding. The record is from RefSeq and is a predicted model, not a curated record.
UUGACACGAUCAUAAUUACGAAUGAGUCAUUACAUUCUUUUCAACGAUCGAACUCGUUACAUUCUUUUUAGUUAGUUCCCGCAUAGUUCUUGAUUUUCGUAUCCGUCCCCACCCCCACGUUGGCCCAAAACGGACCAAAAUAAAACUAGAUUGUUUCAGCGGAUAAAACCGUCCGACCAUUCACUGCCCGUGGGCCAAGAAGCCUUUUCGAACAGACAGGGCGAGGGGUAAUCACGAUGAUUCACCAUCAGAGUAGUGAAUGAGUAGGGAGUUCGUUAGAGCACGUGACCUUCCAACGUCAUCCUUCUUCGGUUCGAAUCGGUUUGUUAGUCAGACAGUGACUAUCGUCGUAUAAGUGUCGAAUUUGUCUAGUCUUUCGUGCUUUUUUCCCUUUUGUGAUAGUAAGUUUAAUUAAGUGAAAUUCGGGGCACAGGAACACACAGGAUACUUAUUUCAACACAGAGAAUCAGAAGAAGCUCUUCUUGGCGGUCACUGUCAGGAUUUAGACGCCCUAGUGAACAGACUAGAAGUAGUUACAACCAGACUAGAAGAGACUCUAGCUGCUAUUCAGAAAUUUCCUACCACGUUAUCUUUCGAUUUUUCAAAACCUACAUCACCCGUCGAAUCGAAUUUCUCUGCGAUGUCUUCAGCUGGGUAUAGAGAUAUUGUACAAGGGCCACUUGCCAAUUAUGUACGGCUGUCUACACAAAUCGGCGGUCUUGUCUCCGAGCAUGCUCAACUUGUUGCCGAUGCUUUCAAUGCACAGCUCGCUUACGUUGAAAACGCCGGUCAAAGGUCAGAGCCGCCUCAGAGCGAGCAAGUCUCACUUUUGGGGCCGACUUCGAGCAAAAUUCAAGCGAUUCAAGACUUAAGGGCCAAAAACAGGAGUUCGCCUUUCUUCAACCAUUUAAGUGCCGUCAGUGAGAGCAUACCCGCUCUCGGCUGGGUCACAGUCAAACCUGCGCCAUCACCAUAUGUAAAAGAAAUGAAUGACGCUGGACAGUUCUACACGAACAGAGUAUUAAAAGACUGGAAAGAAAAGGAUGCCAAACACAUUGAAUGGGUCAAUGCCUGGUUGAACACGCUGACCGAACUUCAAAAAUAUGUCAAAAUGCAUCACACAACAGGACUUGUAUGGGCGAAGGGAGGUCCUGGUGUCCCACCACCACCGCCGCCAGGUGGUAUGCCUCCGCCACCACCACCAAUUGGCGAUUUGUCCAUCCAGCCCGAAGGUGACGACAGAUCAGCCUUAUUUGCGGAAAUCAACCGUGGCGAAGACGUCACAAAGCAUUUGAAAAAAGUCACCGCAGAUAUGCAAACGCAUAAGAAUCCGGGUUUAAGAUCAGGCCCCGCUCCUUUCAAAGCACCUAAUACUCAAGUUAGCUCUGUAAAGCACGAAUUACCAGGCACAGGACCAAGAGGAACAGUGCAGAAACCCCCCGUAUUUUCUAGAGAUGGCAAAAAAUGGCUUGUUGAGCAUCAGAAGGGUAAUCAUCAAUUAGUGGUUGACGGUGCUGAUAUGAACAAUGUUGUUUAUAUGUUCGGUUGUACUGAUUCAACAUUGACUGUCAAAGGAAAAAUUAAUUCGAUUUUCCUUGACUCUUGUCGCAAGACAUCCGUACUCUUUGACACACUUGUAUCGUCAGUUGAAUUUGUCAAUUGUCAAUCUGUACAAAUGCAGGUAUUAGGAAAAGUCCCAACCAUUUCCAUUGAUAAGACAGACGGAUGUCAAAUGUAUCUGAGUAAAGAUUCGCUCGAUGUGGAGAUCGUGAGCUCAAAGUCUUCUGAAAUGAAUGUAUUGGUCCCAAAAGACAAUGGCGAAUAUACUGAGCUUCCCGUUCCUGAACAGUAUAAGACUGUAGUGAAGGGCAAGAGCCUCACAACAACGCCAGUAGAAAACAAAGGUUAAAUUAUCCUUACAGAUUCAAACCCAUAAAUUGUAUCACCGUACUUUCCAACAUGCAAAUAACGAUUGAAAUUGGUUCUAACUGUUUGAAUUUCAUUUGGUGACAUGUUUUCUUUAAUGGCGUUCUCUCUAAUGUAAUAUCCUCUCCAUUGUCUGUGAUAUCUGGAAUUAGGUAGAAAAAAAAAAAAUCAAAUUAUAUUUAUAUCCUAUGUGAAUUAUUAGUUCCCUUUAGUUCUCCUUUUAGCGCAGAUUUUUAUUUUUCUGAUUUAGACAGUUGGAAAGUGGGUGACUUUCAUUUUAUUAAUUUCUUAUGUGGAAACUGUCUUAAAACAAUUUGACCAAUAAACCUGGCAAAUUAGGGAAGUAAAAAAAAAAUCAUCAAAAGAAAUUUAUGAUAAAUGAAAAUAUGGGUAUUAUUGUAACAUUGUAUGAAACUACAUUACAUAAGUAGCGAAUUUAGGGUAAGAUUUCAACUAACUUAGGUUUACCAUUAAGGCUUUUUUCUUUAAUCAAUAUAAUAAAUUGGUUGUGGCAUGAAUUACAACUAAAAUAACAUCGCUCAAGAGAACUUUUGAUAUUACUAUUAUAACAACAAAAAGUUGCUUUUUCCCUAUUUUAUAUUUACACACAUUAUUUAUUCAUGUUCUUCCUUACUGUAUUUAAAACUGCAUAUUAUAUUAAAUAUUCCUGAAAAGUA